GGGCGGCCAGGCGCCGGGGCACCAGAGGUGAAGCACGGCGAGGAUGGCGGCGCGGGGCCGGGGGGUGACGCCGCUACUGCUCGCGCUCUCGGCGCUGCUGGCGCUGGGCCCCAGCGCUGCGGCGGCCAAGCUCAACAUCCCCAAAGUGCUGCUGCCCUUCACGCGGGCCACGCGCGUGAACUUCACGCUGGAGGCCUCCGAGGGCUGCUACCGCUGGUCCUCGACCCGGCCGGAGGUGGCCAGCGUUGAGCCGCUGGGCCCGGACGAGCAGCAGUGCUCCCAGAAGGCGGUGGUGCAGGCCCGCCCGUCCCAGCCCGCCCGCCUGACGAGCAUCGUCUUCGCAGAGGACAUCACCACCGGCCAGGUCCUGCGCUGUGACGCCAUCGUCGACGUCAUCCAUGGCAUUCAGAUCGUCUCCACCACCCGCGAACUCUACCUGGAGGACUCUCCGCUGGAGCUGAAGGUCCGGGCUCUGGACGCUGAAGGGAACACCUUCAGCACUCUGGCCGGGCUGGUCUUCGACUGGACGAUCGUGAAGGACUCGGAGGCCGGCGGGUUCUCAGACUCCCACAACGCGCUGCGAAUCCUCCCGUUCUUGGAGUCUACGUACAUACCUCCUUCCUACAUCUCAGAGAUGGAGAAAGCGGCCAAGCAGGGGGACACCGUCUUGGUGUCCGGGAUGAGGACCGGGAGCUCCAAGCUCAAGGCUCGCCUCCAGGAGGCCGUCUACAAGAACGUACGCCCUGCCGAGGUCACGCUGCUGAUUUUGGAGAACAUCCUUCUGAACCCAGCUCAUGACGUCUACGUGAUGGUGGGGACCUCCCUUCGCUACAAGGUGCAGAAGAUCAGGCGAGGGAAGAUCACAGAACUGUCAAUGCCUUCCGACCAGUACGAGCUGCAGCUUCGGAACGACAUCCGGGGCCCCGAGGGAGACCCGGGCCGGCCCGUGGCUGUCUUGGCCCAGGACACGUCGACCGUCACUGCAAUGCAGCUGGGACAGAGCAACCUGGUCCUCGGCCACAGGAGUAUCCGCAUGCAGGGUGCGUCGAGGUUACCCAACAGCACCAUCUACGUGGUCGAACCCGGGUACCUGGGGUUCACAGUCCAUCCUGGUGGCAGGUGGGUACUCGAGACUGGCCGCCUGUACGAAAUUACCAUUGAAGUGCUUGACAAGUCUGGCAACAAGGUCUACCUGUCAGACAACAUCCGAAUUGAAACCGUGCUUCCUCCUGAGUUCUUUGAGGUGCUCUCUUCUUCCCAGAAUGGGUCAUACCAUCACGUCAGGACAAUAAAGAGGGGCCAAACAGCCAUCGAGGCGGCCCUCACCUCCGUGGUGGACCAGGAUGGAGGGGUCCACAUGUUACAGGUGCCUGUGUGGAACCAGCAGGAGGUGGAAAUUCACGUCCCCAUCACCCUCUAUCCCAGCAUCUUGACGUUUCCGUGGCAACCAAAGAUGGGUGCCUAUCAGUACACAAUAAAGGCCCACGGCGGGAGUGGGAACUUCAGCUGGUCUUCCUCAAGCUACAUGGUUGCCACGGUCACUGUCAAGGGCGUGAUGACCACAGGCAGUGACACUGGACUCAGUGUGAUCCAGGCUCGUGACGUGCAGAACCCGCUACAUUUUGGGGAGAUGAAGGUGUACGUGAUCGAGCCCCGCAGCAUGGAGUUUGCCCCGUGCCGGGUGGAGGCACGAGUGGGCCAGGCCCUGGAGCUGCCCCUGAGGAUCGACGGCCUCAUGCCCGGCGGGGCGGGCGAGGCGGUCACCCUGAGCGACUGCUCCCACUUCGACUUGGUGGUUGAGGUGGAGACCCAGGGUGUGUUCCAGCCGCUCCCAGGGCGGCUGCAGCCGGGCCCUGAGCACUGCAGUGGGGUCAGAGUGCGAGCUGAGGCCCAGGGGUACACGGCGCUCCUUGUGAGCUACACGCACGGCCACGUCCACCUGAGCGCCCGCAUCACCAUCGCUGCCUACCUGCCCCUCAAGCCUGUGGACCCCUCCUCUGUCGCCUUGGUUACCCUGGGCUCCUCAAAGGAGAUGCUGUUCGAAGGAGGUCCUGGACCCUGGGUCCUCGAGCCUUCCAAGUUCUUCCGGAACGUCACCUCCGAGGACAUGGACAGCAUCAGUCUGGCUCUCUUGGGGCCCCCUGCCUCCCGGAAUUACCAGCGACAUGGGAUCCUUGUGACCUGCCGGGCCUUGGGCGAGCAGGUCAUCACCCUCUUGGUGGGGAACAAGCCCAGCAUCACCAACCCCUUCCCCGCGCUGGAGCCCUCCGUGGUGAAGUUCGCCUGUGCCCCGCCCUCCAGGCUCACCCUCACGCCCGUCUUCGCCAGCCCCCAGCCGGACCUGUCGUGCCCACUGCUGCAGCAGAACAAGCAGGUUCCAGUCUCCAGCCACCGCAACCCUCGGCUGGACCUGGCCGCCUAUGACCAGGAGGGCCGCAGAUUCGACAACUUUAGCUCUCUGAGCGUCCAGUGGGAAUCCACCCGGCCGUUGCUGGCCAGCAUCACGCUUGACCUGCCCAUGCAGCUGGUGUCCCAGGAUGACGGGAGUGGCCAGAAGAAGCUACACGGUUUGCAGGCCAUUUCGGUUCAUGAGGCAUCGGGAGCCGCGGCUGUCUCCGCCACGGCGACUGGCUACCAGCAGUCCCACCUCAGCGCUGCCAGAGUGAAGCAGCCGCACGACCCUCUCAUGCCUGUGUCGGCCUCCGUAGAGCUCAUCCUGGUGCAGGACGUGCGGGUGAGUCCGGAAGAGGUGACCAUCUACAACCACCCUGCUGUGCAGGCGGAGCUGCACAUCAGAGAAGGCUCCGGCUACUUCUUCCUCAACACCAGCACUGCAGACAUCGUCCAGGUGGCCUACCAGGAGGCCAGGAACAUCGCCACGGUGCACCCUCUGCGCCCGGGCACGUCGACCAUCAUGAUCCAUGACCUGUGCCUAGCCUUCCCGGCCCCGGCCAAGGCUGCCGUUCACGUCUCAGACAUUCGGGAGCUGUAUGUCCGCGUAGUGGACAAGGUGGAGAUUGGGAAGACGGUCAAGGCAUACGUCCGCGUGCUGGACUUUCACAAGAAGCCUUUCCUGGCCAAAUACUUUGCCUUCAUGGACCUGAAGCUCCGAGCAGCCUCCCAGAUCGUCACGUUGGUGGCCCUUGACGAGGCCCUCGACCACUACACUGCCACGUUCCGCGUCCAUGGCGUGGCCAUUGGCCAGACCAGUCUCACUGCAACCGUGACUGAUAAAGCCGGACAGAGAAUCAGCGCGGCCCCACAACAGAUCGAGGUCUUUCCCCCGUUUAGGUUGAUGCCCAGGAAGGUGACGCUGAUCACUGGGGCCAUGAUGCAGAUCACCUCCGAGGGCGGCCCUCAGCCUCAGUCCAACAUCCUCUUCUCCAUCAGCAAUGAGAGCGUUGCGGUGGUGAACGGCGCCGGGCUGGUGCGGGGGCUUGCCAUCGGCAACGGCACCGUGUCAGGGGUCGUGCAGGCCGUGGACGCUGAGACCGGCAAGCUCGUCACCGUGUCUCAGGAUCUCGUGGAGGUGGAGGUGCUGCUUCUCCAGGCGGUGAGGAUCCGCGCCCCCAUCACUCGGAUGAGGACGGGGACCCAGAUGCCGGUUUACAUCACCGGGAUCACCAACGACCAGAACCCUUUCUCCUUCGGCGAUGCCAUGCCAGGCCUGACCUUCCACUGGUCGGCCACCAAGCGGGACAUCGUGGACAUCCGGGGGCGGCACCACGAGGUAACCACCCACCCCGAGCACCACCCUCCAUCCCAGGCCAGUGUCUCUGCACACGAGGCAUCGCUCCGGCUCCCGUCACAGUACAACUUUGCCAUGAACGUGCACAGCCGGGUGAAAGGCCGGACCGGGCUGAGAGUGGUGGUCAAGGCCCUGGACCCCACAGCUGGGCAGCUGCAUGGCCUCGCCAGAGAACUCUCUGAUGAGAUCCAAAUCCAGGUGUAUGAAGAGCUGCUGCUGCUGAACCCUGAAGUAGAAGCAGAGCAAAUCCUGAUGUCGCCCAACUCCUGUAUAAAGCUUCAGACAAACAGGGACGGCGCAGCAUCUCUGAGCUACCGUGUCCUGGAUGGGCCCGAGAAGGUUCCCCUGGUGCACAUUGACGAGAAAGGCUUCCUUGCGUCGGGGUCUGCGAUCGGGAGGUCCACAAUCGAAGUGACCGCCCAAGAGCCUUUCGGGGCCAACCAAACCAUCACCAUUGCUGUAAAGGUGUCUCCCGUCUCUUACCUGAGGAUCUCCAUGAGCCCCACCCUGCACACCCAGAACAAGGAGGCGCUGGCAGCGCUGCCUCUGGGAAUGACCGUGACCUUCACUGUCCACUUCCACGACAACUCUGGCGACAUCUUCCACGCUCACAAUUCAGUCCUCAACUUUGCAACCAACAGAGAUGAGUUUGUGCAAAUCGGGAAGGGCGCCGCCAACAACACCUGCGUCGUCCGCACCGUCAGCGUGGGCCUGACGCUGCUCAGCGUGUGGGACACGGAGCACGUGGGCCUCUCCGACUUCGUCCCGUUGCCCGUCCUGCAGGCCCUCUCCCCGGAGCUGUCCGGAGCGGUGGUGGUGGGAGACGUCCUCUGUCUGGCCACUGUCCUGGUCAGCCUGGAAGGCCUCCCCGGAACCUGGAGCUCCUCAGCCAACAGCAUCCUCCACGUCGACCCCAAGACGGGCGUGGCCGUGGCCCGGGAUGCAGGAUCCGUGACGGUUUACUACGAGGUCGCUGGGCACCUGAGGACCUACAAGGAGAUAGUGGUCAGCGUCCCUCAGAGGAUUGUGGCCCGUCACGUCCGCCCUGUCCAGACCAGCUUGCAGGAGGCGGCAGCCUCCACCGUGGUGGUCACCGUGGGAGACCGGAGCUCUAACCUGCGAGGUGAGUGCUCCCCUGUGCAGAUGGAAGUCAUGGAGACCCUGCACCCGGAAUCCCUCAUCCGCUGCCAGCUCCAGUUCAAGCCAGACGUCUUGGACUUCCCAGCACAUGAUGUUUUCACCGUGGAACCGGGGUUUGAUGCUGCUCUGGGCGGGUACCUCUGCUCCGUCGUGACGCACAGGCUGACGGACAAGCAGCUGAGGCACCUCAGCACGAAGACGACGGCGCUGGUGGUCACUGCCUCCAUCCCGGGCAGCGCCUUCUCCGGAGAGCAGGUCGGGGCCAAGGUGCCCUUCAGCCCAGGGCUUUAUGCCGACCAGGCUGGAAUCCUUUUGAGCAACCAGCACACCAGCUCUGAGGUCAAGGUCUUUGGUGCCGUGGAGAUUCUGGAGAACCUGGAGGUGAAAUCGGGGUCCCCGGCUGUGCUGGCCUUCGUGAAGGAGAAGUGUUUGGGGCUUCCCAGCUUCCUCACCUACACAGUCAGUGUCUCGGACCCCACAGCCGGCAGCCAGGGGCCUCUGUCCACCGCCCUGACCUUCUCCAGCCCCACGACUAACCAAGCCCUCACCAUCCCGGUCACCGUGGCCUUUGUGAUGGAUCGCCGAGGGCCCAGGCCUUACGGAGCCAGCCUCUUCCAGCACUUUCUGGAUUCGUACCAGGUCAUGUUCUUCACGCUUUUUGCGCUGCUGGCUGGGACCGCUGUCGUGAUCAUAGCCUACCAUACGGUCUGUGCGCCCCGCGAGCUCGCCACAUCUCCAGCCCUCUCCCCCCGAGCCAGCCCUCGGCAGAGCCCCUACUAUUUUGCUGCCUCGUCGCCGACGCCUUUCAGUGCACUGCCUCCUGCGCGCAGAGCCAGUCCUCCCUCGGGGCUGUGGAGCCCUGCGUACACCUCACACUAGUCAGCAUGCGGGGCUGGGCCGGCGGCUGCCCGCACAGACACCCUGGUGCUGCUGGGCCUCCGCAGCAGGGACAGUCGCGCUCCUGCUCCUGCGGCCUGGAGCGAGCCCCGAGCCCGGCCCCGGCCGAUGUCGCCGCCGCCUCUGUUCUCACAGACCGCAGUCUAGGCCGUGCUCGUUAGCUUAUUCUUGUACGUAGGACUUGAAGUUUCUUGUUUGUUUUUACUUCCGAGUCUUGCAAAGGCUAAGACUUCUGGCUCAUUCCCGUAUGCCUGCCUGUCCAGGGCUUCUGGACAAUGUGCGCUCGUGCUCUUAUUGUCCUCGAGUCUCUCAAAUCGAGACUUCGAGUGGACAGAAGCGCUGUUAGUUGUCUGGAUGAUGUUACUGCAGUGGUCUCAGGGAAGGGACUUCUUAACUACUUGUUUAUUUCUGUGGGCUUUUUCCCCGUGGAAACCUGAGUUUUCCCGAGUCUGCUCCCGCUAGGAAGCGAGGGGACUGAGCAGCCGUGAGCGUCCAGGGCAGCCCCGAUGCUGCACAGGAGCCCAGGACCGCAGCCACCAGCCCCGCUGGCUCUGCCCCGGGAGACAGGGAGAUGCUGCAGAGCCGAGAGCCCAGAGAGCCGCUGCUCCCGGCCCCGCGCACCACUGUGAAUCGACUUUCUUUGUUUCCUAAGCUGUGGAAACGCCUCCUGGGCUCAGCCUCGGCCCUGUGGGGACAUCCCGUGGAGUCCGGCUCGUUCUCCUUGUCCCGGCUCCUGCGUCAGCACAGGGACAUCAGGAUCAUAGUUAGGAAGCGUCCCUGAGCUGGAGACAGGGACCUUUCUGUUUGUGCAUGGGGAGGAGCCGCCGUGUCCUGCCCAAGCACAAAGACCCAGGCUUAUCUGUUCCUCCUUUUGUGCAGCGGUCUCGCACCGCAGCGAUCUGAGCCUCUGUCCCGCCCGGGCGGGGAUGGCCUCCCCGGCGGUCAGCUCGCUGGGCCCACGCCCUCCAGGCAGCGCCCCUGAGGGCCACAGGGCCUGUCCUCCAGGAAGGGGCUGGGAAGGAGAAGACAGAAAUCUCCCUCCUUCUCGGCUCCCCGGUCCGUCAGCCCCAGAGGCCUCCAGAAGGCGGCCCCUGCCCUGGGCCCAGGCCCGCCGCACUCAGGAAGUCUGGAGGCGCACCCAGAGCCCGUCUCGCGUGGACACUGUGUCUGGAGUCCCGUGGAACUCUGAGCCGCAGGUGUGAAUCCAGUCCCGUCCUUUGGGCUGGGCCUCGUGAUUUAUUUUCCUAAAGCUGAGACAGGAAGAAUGGUGCCUUGAUAUCACUUGAGCUCAAACUGACGACUUGGAUGUAAAUAGGUGCGUUUCUACUUGGCUUAUUUUAAUAAAGCUUCAUAUAAUUUCUUAA
This is a messenger RNA of Diceros bicornis minor, 7149 nucleotides long. RefSeq names its product nuclear pore membrane glycoprotein 210. The record is from RefSeq and is a predicted model, not a curated record. NCBI's taxonomy places the organism in Eukaryota, Metazoa, Chordata, Mammalia, Perissodactyla, Rhinocerotidae. The coding region runs from base 44 to 5767 and encodes 1907 amino acids. Gene Ontology annotation, cellular component: nuclear pore. The transcript is spliced from 40 exons.